UGAGCAUUCAAGAGUUUAGAAAAGAAGAUAUUUAGAAUUUUUAUUAGUAUACGAAAAAAUAAAAUGUGGGAAAAAUAAAGUUCUGAGCCGCUAAGUUUCCUACAAAAUUACAGAUUCUUUAAAUGAAAUUUUUAAACGAAUAGUUUAAGAAAGGAAUGUAUUCAUCGUAAUGAUGGUAAGAAAUCAUAAUAAAAUUGCAAAUUAAACAUAGAUUUUUCAUAUUAAAUGAAGAUUAUUAUUCCAAAAUUAUCAUAUAAGAACGUCAAAAAUUAAUAAACUCCUUUUUUGGAAAACUAUAUUCUUUACAUUUUUAAAUUAUUUUUUUAAUCACGUGUACUACAAUACUAACAUUUAUACAUCCACUUUGUAGAUACUACCUAUGACAACUUUUAAUCUAAAAUUUUCCAAUAAUUUUUGCUCUAACAUUCUUUUUUUUUCAUUUUUUUUGUGCUCACAAAAAAUGUAACUUACAUUAACUUCCGCCUUUAGUCGUGAAGGCAAAGAAAAAAGAAGAGAGAUAAAGAAUAAAAUUAAGCAAAAUACUCCAAGAAAAGAAUUUAAACAAAAUAAAAUUAGAAUGAAAAAUAAAAGUUUUUUCAACUAAAAAAUUCUACAAACUUAAUUUUCUUCCAAUGAAAAGAUGACAAAUUCAGAAAUUCUCCUAAAGAGAAAAAUUAUUGAUCUUUUACGUUGAUAUUUCUUCGUUAUCUAUAUAAUGUUUAUAUAUUGAUUUGAGUAUUUACAUAACAUGUGAAAUGCACGAAAAUAAACAGAGAUUUUGAAAAGGAAAUUAUCACUAAAACAGCGGAAAUAACUUCAUAAAAAGCAAACAGUUGUAAAAAUUGCUUUUAAAAAAUUGAUUUCUCGCUUUAUUUACUUCUUUUUUUCAAUUUAUGUACAACAUGUAGGUACAUCAAUUCCCCCCUCCCCCCCUCAUAAACGCCCAUAAAGUCACGAAAUGUAUUUUUCAUAUUGAAAAAAAAAUUGUUGUUUGAUAAAGAAGAUGCAGAGAGAGAAUGUUUAACAAAUUGCAGAGGUCAUAGGCUAUGGCAAAAGGUGAAUGUUUAAUUACAUAAUAAAUGCUAAUCUCAAUCAAGUGUCCAAAAACAUCAAAAUAUUUCUUCUUUUUUAGUAGAAUUCUUUAAAACACUUUUACACCGUUUUGUUCUUUUAUUUUUCUUUCAAACAAAGUAUUACUUCUAUGCCUUUUAUCUCUUAUCACUUCCCCUUUCAUUCCCCGCGGGCAUUUUUUCAACGAAAUUCUCUUCAAAAGCAUUCUUUUGUACAUGUGGAAGAAAAUAAACUAAAACAGACACUUUUAGUGAUAUAUUUUUGGGCAUUCUUUUUAUCAUUUUUUCAACACUUCAAGUCCCCCUUUUUUAACAGCUCUUUAUGUGUAUUCCAACUUUCUCUCUUUUCUCCUCCACAAAAUAUUACAUUGAUAAAAUUCUUAGUCAACUAAAGUAAUGCAUUCUUCGAGGAACUAAUUGUUUUCAAAGGGAAAAAAAACUUUAGAGGUUCCUUAUCUAAGGAACAAAAAGACGAAAGAAUUUCAUUAAAUUUUAUAAUUAUUUUAAAAAUAUUAAUGCAAAAGGUAGGUAGUCUUAACCGUUUAUCUGAUUAUUAUUUUUUUGUUCUGCUCAGUUCCUUAAAACAAUAAGGUAGAACUAAUUCUUUAAAAAAAAAAGAUUUUAUUAUUUAAUUUUUAUCACGACAAAAAUAAAAAUUAACACAAAAUACUAUUUUCUUAAAUUUUUAUGAAACAAAGGAUAAUUUAAACUACAUAAAUAUACGUUUUUCAGACUUAUUAUUAAAACGUGUAGUCAGUUAAUUUGCAUAGCUGAGAGCUCUAUUGUUGUAGGCUUAUCAUUCCCUGCAAAUUGGUAUAAAAAUGACUUCUUCUUGAAGUUCUUUCAGACACUUUUUACGUGAAUUUUGAAGAAUAUUCUUAUGCUAAAAUUUUUCCAAAGAAGCAAAUAAGCUACAAAAAUGUUUCAUAAAGAUUUUCUUUUAAGUUUCUUUUUACUAUUUCUUAUUACAUUAUUUCAUUUUGUAAUGUGCUGUGAGAGAGACAAUCAAAAUCAACCGAAUAUUGUGGUUCUACUAGCGGAUGAUUUCGGAUCACACGAUAUGAGUUUGAGGGGAUCUAAUCAAAUUCUAACACCCAACAUUGAUGCUCUGGGCUGUCAAGGAGUCAUUUUCAAUCGACACUACACAGCACCACUGUGUACACCAUCGAGAUCGGCUUUUCUCUCAGGGAAAUAUCCCAUAAACAAUGGGAUGCAGCAUUCGGUGAUCCUUGCAAAUGAACCACGUAGUUUGCCCCUAGAUGAGGAGAUUCUAUCGCAAUGCCUUCAAGAUGUUGGCUACAAGACACACAUUGUGGGAAAAUGGCAUUUGGGAUUUGCCCGAAAGACCUUCACACCAACCUAUAGGGGUUUUGAUUCACACAUAGGUAACCUAGGACCCUACAUUGAUUACUGGGCUUUUACCCAACAAACCAGCUACUACCCAGCUGGAUUUGAUUUUCGCUACAACAUGGAUGUCUAUCGCAACCGAAGUGAUGAAUAUGCAACGGAUGUUGUAACUUAUGAAGCAACUAACAUUAUUAUGAAUCAUAAUCAAAGCAAUGGACCCCUAUUUCUCUACAUUCCUCAAGUAGCUACACACAGUGGAAAUACAAAUGGUGGACUUCAAGCAACUCCGGAUGAUUUAGCAACUGUUACACAUAUCCAGGAUCCCGAUAGGAGAACUUAUGCUGCUAUGGUUAAGGCCCUAGAUCGAAGUAUAGGAAAAAUUAUUACGGCGCUGAGUGAUAAAGGAAUCCUUGAGAAUACUUUCUUCUUGUUCUUCUCGGAUAACGGUGCACCUACAGCGGGACAACUUCAUACAAAAGGUUCAAACUAUCCGUUGCGUGGGCAAAAGGAUAGUCCUUGGGAAGGAGCAGUUCGUGGUGUAGCCUUAGCUUGGAGUACGGACUUCGAAGAACGCCAUUACGUAUCAGAUAAUUUACUUCACAUAACCGAUUGGUAUCCUACACUAACCAAACUAGGUGGUUCAACUUGUUAUACUGAUAACAUAAUUGAUGGUAUUGACAUUUGGGCCACAUUAUCCUGCAAUAAUCCAUCAACACGCACAGAAAUGGUCAAUAAUAUAGACCCAGUUGAUAACUACGUCUCCUAUCAGUAUAAUGAGUAUAAAUACAUCGUAGGAACAACAUGGGGUGGCUCCUAUGACACCUGGCUUGGUAAUAUGCCCUACGAAGAUGAUCCUCAAUCAUCAAACUAUGCCCAACUUGUUAUGCAAAGUGAUGCUUGGCUAGCUCUCAAUCCCUACGCAUCAACAACUCUUACCGCAACCGAUGUUUUAAAUAUUCGAGCUGACACAGAGAUAGUUUGUCAAGGACAAGGCGUUAGUUGCAAUCCACAACAAGGACCCUGUCUCUUUCGCAUCUACGAAGAUCCCUGUGAAGAGAACAACCUCGCAUCGGAUCCUGCCUACAGCGCAAUAAAGACUACCAUUGAGAGUAGACUUGGAAGCAUAAUGAGCACAAUGGUACAACCCAAUAAUGUUCAUACGGAUCGAAAUGCAAAUCCUGCAUUUCAUAAUUAUAUUUGGACUUGGUGGCUAGAUGAUACUUCUUCACAGAGUCUCAGUAAUUUUUUCUAGUUUUAAAAAAAAUUCUUUUUAUUAAAAAAUAAAACAUAAAAAUAAAGUAAAGACGAUCUCCUUCUGGGAUGAAGGACUAAGCCGUUAAAUUUUAACUUAAAAUCGAAUGUUAAUUCAAUUAUAAAAGAUUUAAAAUAAAUUUUCAAGCAUGAAAAAAA
Molecule: messenger RNA, 3827 nt
Organism: Lutzomyia longipalpis
Lineage: Eukaryota; Metazoa; Arthropoda; Insecta; Diptera; Psychodidae
Product: arylsulfatase B-like
Exons: 3
Coding region: 1990-3669 (559 amino acids)
Source: RefSeq, a predicted model, not a curated record